AUGGAGCCGCGUCUAGAACAUGCCAACAGGAGCGAGGAUGCCGAAACUAUCGCUGUCGGUUCGAGCGAUUCAAGUUUACAACUUGAACUCCGUCCAGAAUUGCCUUGGCUUCGCUACUCGAUUCUCAGUGUCGGAAUUCAUGUGGGUUUGCUACUAUCGUUUCUCGAUACUUCGAUCGUCGCCACCAGUCUCUUCGCCAUAGGGAUUGAAUUCAAGGCAUUGGCGACGGUGAAUUGGAUAGCCUUAGCCUAUUCCCUAGCAUAUCUUGGAUGUGCUGUACUGUUCGCUCGAAUAUCCGACAUCAUCGGCCGACGUAAUGCGUUCCUCAUAUCAUAUCUCAUCUUUAUUGUAUUCUCACUUGCAUGUGGGUUUGCUAAAAGCUUAACCCAGUUGGUAGCUUUCCGAACUGCCCAAGGACUCGGUGGCUCUGGACUGUACUCUAUUACGAUGAUAAUACUUCCCGAGAUCUCACCGCGGAAAGUAGAGAAAUUCAUGGGAGGUAUAAUAGGGAUUGUGAUAGCUAUGGCGGGUGUACUAGGUCCGAUACUUGGUGGGAUAUUAACAGAGUAUACUUCAUGGCGAUGGAUAUUCUGGAUCAAUGGACCUAUCGGCGGAGUGGCGAUGCUUCUCUUCUUCCUGAUGUGGCCGAAGCCUCAGUAUUUGCCAAAUACCGAGAGAAGAACUUGGAAGGAACUCGACUACCUCGGCUCAAUCCUUCUCAUUGGAGCAGCCGUACUGGUUGUAUUCCCAUUCCAAAACAUCGGCACCAUGACAGAUCGGUGGUCACAGGCUGUCUUCGUUGUUCCACUUGUCAUUGGGGUGAUCUUAUGGCUAGCUUUGUUCGCGUGGUCCAUCUUCGUCGAAAAACGCUGGAACCAUAGAAUAGCAGCGGCGCUCCCUAUGCGUCUAUUGCGAAACCGUGUGUAUGCUGUAGCAGUCAUCAACACAUUACUUACCGGAUUUCCCUAUAUGCUUACCAUCUUCGCAUUCCCCCUCAGGCUGCAGAUAGUGAACGGCAAGGAUUCACUCAUGGCUGGUGUCAUGCUGCUUCCGAUGUUAGGAGCAAGCGCCGUUGGUUCUGUCAUUUCAGGGGCCAUCAAUGGAAAGGCAAACAGAACAUUUGAGUUGCAGAUUGUGGCCUCUUGCUUCGUAGUCCUUGGCUGCGGACUUCUAUCAACCCUUUCUAGCUCAUUUACGCUUGAACCGAAAGCUCUGGGAUUCUUGGUCUUUGUCGGCCUUGGGUUUGGAAUAAUUGUUGCCACGUCAACUAUGGUAGCAACGGUGGAAUCGUCAAGCGAAGAUCACGCUUCUGCGCAAGGUGUGAUGGCUGAAGUUCGAGUUUUGGGUGGUAGUAUAGGUAUUGCGGCCUCCUCUGCUAUUGUAGGGAUUAGAAUCAAAGACCAGGUCGGAACUUUGAAAACUGGCUGGCUUCCUUCACCUGCAGGUGCUGGUGGCAGUCUGACUCGUGCUCAACAGAUCGCUGUCAAACAAGCAUAUUCCGACGCAUUCGACGAAGAUAUGCGUGUAUGUACAAUCAUUGGAGCGUUUGCAAUACUUGUUAGCUUUUGCAUGUUGAGUCGGAAGCGGCUGGCCGUGGUGGAGCACACUGAGCAGCAUACGAAGGAAAGGGCCGAAGAAAGGAACUCUGCUCGAACUUCGACAGCUCCCACUGAUGGGACUAUUCUAUAA
Annulohypoxylon truncatum is the source of this 1689-nucleotide messenger RNA. RefSeq names its product major facilitator superfamily transporter. The coding region runs from base 1 to 1689 and encodes 562 amino acids. Gene Ontology annotation, molecular function: transmembrane transporter activity. The record is from RefSeq and is a predicted model, not a curated record. NCBI's taxonomy places the organism in Eukaryota, Fungi, Ascomycota, Sordariomycetes, Xylariales, Hypoxylaceae. Gene Ontology annotation, biological process: transmembrane transport. The transcript is spliced from 5 exons.